Molecule: messenger RNA, 899 nt
Organism: Aspergillus nidulans FGSC A4
Lineage: Eukaryota; Fungi; Ascomycota; Eurotiomycetes; Eurotiales; Aspergillaceae
Product: 40S ribosomal protein eS8
Exons: 3
Coding region: 109-714 (201 amino acids)
Biological process (GO): translation
Cellular component (GO): ribosome
Molecular function (GO): structural constituent of ribosome
Source: RefSeq, a predicted model, not a curated record
CGAUCGCCGACGACAAGCACUCAACUCCACGACAACCCACGACAACCCUUGCCGCUGCGUUCUUGGUGAAGGGCUGCAGGAUUAGAGUCCCCCACAUAGACAGCAAACAUGGGUAUCUCUCGCGACUCGCGCCACAAGCGCUCGGCCACCGGUGCCAAGCGCGCCCACUACCGCAAGAAGAGGGCUUUCGAGAAGGGUCGCCAGCCCGCCAACACCCGUAUUGGCACCAAGCGGAUUCACCUUGUCCGCACCCGUGGUGGUAACCGCAAGUUCCGUGCUCUCCGUCUCGAGUCCGGUAACUUCUCGUGGGGUUCUGAGGGUAUCUCCCGCAAGACCCGUGUCAUCGUUGUCGCCUACCACCCCUCGAACAACGAACUCGUCCGCACCAACACCCUGACCAAGUCUGCCGUCGUCCAGAUCGAUGCCGCUCCUUUCAGGCAAUGGUACGAGGCCCACUACGGCCAGCCCAUCGGCCGCCGCCGCCAGCAGAAGACCGCUGAGGCCACUGAGGAGAAGAAGAGCAACAGCGUUGUGAAGAAGCAGGCUGCUCGCUUCGCCGAGUCUGGCAAGGUCGAGUCCGCCAUCGAGAGACAGUUUGAGUCUGGUCGCCUGUACGCCGUCAUUGCUUCUCGUCCCGGCCAGAGCGGUCGUGUCGACGGCUACAUCCUGGAGGGUGAAGAGCUUGCGUUCUACCAGCGUGCCAUCCGCAAGUAAACGCGAGUAAAUGAGAAGAGAUAUCGCAAAAAAUAAACUUUUUCCCUCUUAUUUUUGUGAAGCCUUGAUUGUCAUGUAAAAGGGUGUGGUAUCGGAGUUAGCAAUUUCAGAGUUUCCUGACCUGACCAUGGCAUUGGCAUAGUGGGCUACACAUGUAGGCAGCGAUAAUGAAUGAUUUACGGGCA